UCCACUUCCCUAGUUCGCCUCGUUCACUUUUACAUUCACAUUCCCAUUCCCAUUCACAUUCGCCUAUUCCACUAUUCCUUGGCGCCACAUCUAUAUCCGUUCCUAAAUCUCUUCCUCUACCACAUCACCUUAAACCUUUACACCUCCACAUCCAUUGAGAAUCCUCUGAGUUCGCCUCUUGCAGGCUUUCUGCAACAUGUACGUGAGCUUUUCUCUAGAUUCGUUUCCAUUUGUGGAAUCAAUUCCAACUAAUCUUCUAACAGGGCGAGAGAGUUGAGACCGAGAGCUGCUAAAGAGAAAGCGCUGGCAAAGCUCAACCCCAAAAAGAGGUCCCGCGAUGACAAAAAUGAUGACGACGGAAAAUCACAUCCACCAGCUAAACAGCUCAAAAAUGGGAAGGAGGGUAGAAGCCCAUCCACAUUCCGGUUCCUCGAUCUGCCUGGUGGUGAGUCCUCGAUUAUACCCUCAAAAUAACACUUUUUAACCGACCAAACAGAACUGCGCAAUCAGAUAUACAACAGUGUGUUAAACGAGUUCGACCUCCCAUGGGACGACCGUUGGGAUAACCAUAGGUUUUGUACAUGGCAUAACCCUACAGCGUCAGAUGCCCCAAUAGCCCCACACAGGCAGGUGUUGGGAAUGGGGCUCUCACAAACCUGUACACAAAUCCGCUCUGAGUUCCAUGCGCAGUGUUUGAGCCGAGUACCAGUCACCAUAUGCUACUUGGAUCACUUUUUACUCACCUUCUUUCCGAAGGCACCCGGUCUCAAUACUUUAAGACUUCUCCUCGUCGACUGUGGACACGAUUCUUCAUCGAUCUACAACCUCACACGCGUCAUUGAGCUCAAGAACAGGCUGCCAAACACCAAAUUCGAGGUCCGAGCCGGAUAUCCUAGAGUAUUGUUUGAUGUACUGGCAAGUAGCGUGCAGCUCUUUCUAAACAAUCGUCAUCCUUCGUGGUUAGAGUUGCUGCGCUCAGAUGCAAUCAGCUCUGUUCGUAUUCAUACAUAUGUCAGGCCCGAGAUCAAGGUCAUGUUCAAGAACAAUAAAGCGCCAUUGUGGAUUAAAUCAAGUCCAAACUCAAUUCCUCACGCAUAUUUCACUUCACUUGGCUUGAAUGAAAUCGGUGCUUAUAUUCAAUUUGGAGUGACUCCAUGA
Messenger RNA from Periconia digitata, 1158 nucleotides. The record is from the annotation of a GenBank genome assembly. NCBI's taxonomy places the organism in Eukaryota, Fungi, Ascomycota, Dothideomycetes, Pleosporales, Periconiaceae.